Desarmillaria tabescens is the source of this 796-nucleotide messenger RNA. RefSeq lists its product as uncharacterized. The transcript is spliced from 5 exons. Lineage: Eukaryota; Fungi; Basidiomycota; Agaricomycetes; Agaricales; Physalacriaceae. The record is from RefSeq and is a predicted model, not a curated record. Gene Ontology annotation, biological process: mycotoxin biosynthetic process. The coding region runs from base 182 to 775 and encodes 197 amino acids.
ACGGCAUCUAGCUUUUGUUUUGCGUACAAGCGACUUGAGUUAAUCACUGAUGAUGUUGCCCCUUGACGUUGCGAGAGACCGGAACGGGACAACCAUCACGAAUCCGAGCGUAUAAAAGAUGUACCAACUGAAGUAUACUUUUUACCCCACCUGCCUCCACGUAUCCCAACUCCGGUGAGAUAUGUUUAUGGAGCAGAAAGGAUAUCCACUUUCUUCAAGGCUUCGGCUCGUAAUAACUUUCUUAGCAGCAUCACAGUUUUUCACUGCCAUUUGCGCUAUUAUUACCUGCAAUCAAUUUCAGACUGCGCAGGCAAUUCGCCCCAAAAUCAAAUUAUUCGGAGAGAACAUUCAGACACAGAACUAUUCGUACCUUGGGCAUGAUUAUCUGCAGGAAUGGAACGUCCCCGGUCCUACUGACUCGGAGGUGUACGCCUACGUCGCAAACUUGAAGCAUUACGCCCUCGAUACCGAGACCGGCAUAUCAGAAUGGGACAGACUCUUACCACCGGGUGGCGGGAUGGUACAUCUUGGACCUACCCAAAGACCAUUCAGCGUCUCUAUGUUUCAUCAGCUUCGCUAUUUGAACAUCAUACGCGGGGGAUUGAAGGACCCGAAGGAGUUACUUCAGCACUGCAUGAAUUAUUUGCAACAGAUGGUUCUAUGUCGAGCCGACUCGCAGCUUCAGUCAGUGAGGAGAUCUACAGGCAGACAUGUGACAUCAUGGAGCCAGCCUCGCGCUUGUAGGAGCUGGAAGAUAGUGGAAUGUAGUGCAUGAUGCUACUGAGGCGAAUUCCAG